Messenger RNA from Neoarius graeffei (lesser salmon catfish), 2362 nucleotides. It is a transcript of the gene rbms1a, whose product is annotated as RNA binding motif, single stranded interacting protein 1a. Gene Ontology annotation, molecular function: poly(A) binding; mRNA 3'-UTR binding; poly(U) RNA binding. NCBI's taxonomy places the organism in Eukaryota, Metazoa, Chordata, Actinopteri, Siluriformes, Ariidae. Gene Ontology annotation, cellular component: cytosol; ribonucleoprotein complex; nucleus. The record is from RefSeq and is a predicted model, not a curated record. The transcript has 14 exons. The coding region runs from base 361 to 1554 and encodes 397 amino acids.
AGUGGGUGGGGCUUUCCUGCGGGCAACACAGCGGAGAUCAAUGAAGCAGGCGAUUUACCGAAACUGGUUGGACGGGCCGGGGUUGGAAUAAGCCAUUUUACACAGAAAUAUUAUUAUUGUUACUAGUAUUUUUUAUUUUUUAUUCUAUUUUUGGUUGGCACGUCGAGCCAGCCCUUCAAAAUACCGAUUUGUUUGUUUGUUUUCUCGUGAGCGCGCGACACUACAAGAGUGCAAUGUGGAAGAAUUACAGCUCCUCUGAAGCCUAAUAAACCACUGUGCUUUUAUUUUUAUUUUUUAUUUUUAUUUGUACGGACAUAUUCUUUUAUUCAGCUCUGAAACAAGGACGAAGGAAUAUUAACCAUGAUUUUUGCAAACACCACCAAUCCAGUCAGGACACCUUAUCGAAAACAGCCUCCGGUUGCUCCGCCCACACUUCCAAUGGCUCCGCCCAGCCCAAGCACCAAUAGCAGCACCAAUAACAGCAGCAGCAACAGCAGCACAACCGGAUGGGAGCAACUCAGCAAAACCAACCUCUACAUCCGCGGCCUGCCCCCAUCCACCACCGACCAUGACCUUGUCAAACUCUGUCAGCCGUAUGGAAAGAUAGUCUCCACAAAAGCCAUUCUGGACAAGACCACAAACAAAUGCAAAGGUUACGGCUUUGUGGAUUUCGACAGUCCGGUGUCGGCGCAGAAAGCUGUGGCGGCACUAAAGACCAACGGAGUUCAAGCUCAGAUGGCCAAGCAACAGGAACAAGACCCAACCAACCUGUACCUGUCCAACCUGCCCGUGUCCAUGGACGAGCAGGAGCUGGAGAACCUCCUCAAGCCCUUCGGACAAGUCAUCUCCACUCGCAUCCUCAGAGACGCGCACGGCAUGAGCCGAGGUGUCGGCUUCGCCAGGAUGGAGUCUACAGAGAAGUGUGAUGCUGUGAUCUCUCACUUUAACGGGAAGUUCAUUAAAUCUACGUCUGGAAUGUUGGGUGCAUCAGAGCCUCUGCUCUGUAAAUUUGCUGACGGAGGCCAGAAGAAGCGAUUGAGUCAGAGUAAAUACGUCCCCAAUGGACGGAACUGGACACGGGACGCCGAGGUGAGACUAAGUGGGAUAACCUUGACCUAUGACCCCAAUGCUGCUGCGCUCCAAAAUGGGUACUACGCCCCUCCCUACAGCAUGGGGAACAGGAUAAUGACCCAGACAGCCGUGUCUCCCUACAUCUCACCUGUCUCCACUUACCCGGUUCAGAGCCCCUCCUGGAUGACACAUCAGCCUUACAUUAUGCAGCAUCCGGGAGCUGUACUGUCGCCCUCUAUGGAGCACCCCAUGUCUCUGCAGCCGUCCUCCAUGUUGACUCCUCUGACCCAGCAGAUGGGCCACCUCUCCUUAGGUGGCACUGCCACUUUUAUUCCGGCAAAUACACCUAUGCAAGGAGCGUAUAUUCCUCAGUAUGCUCAUAUCCAACCCGCUGCCAUUGCCACUGAGGAUCCCAGUGUGCAGCCCCAGGAUGUGACCUCCAGUGAUCCCUCCACCUACCCAUUCCAACCGAACAAGCAAUAAAAGGGUGAGCAGUUGGAGGCGGAGUCAAAAGAGGGCUGCUAUGAUUUACAGGCUUAUCUUCCUUGGAGAGGAAGUGAUAUCACCGAGGGAAAGACACCCUUUUUUUGCACAGGUUCCAAAAAAAUUUAAAAAAAAUAAAAACCACAAAAGUCCACGGUUUAAAUCAACUUCAACAACCUCAAAAGACCCGCAGCAGGUGCAUCAGCAACCAAAACAAUGCAACUCAUCACAGACAGAUAGAAGGCACGGGAGAGAAGGAGACGUUUUAUUUUGCUAAGGAACGAAGGAAACGAGACGAACACUUAUUUUUUACCAAGGACUUCGGCACAGACCAAAGUCUGUGAACACUGGACUCCAAAAAAAAAAAAAAAAGGAAAAAAAAAUGCAGUGUGCUUGUACCUUUAGAUGCAUGAGAGGACUUUUUAGUAUGGUUUUUAGCGUGUUUUUACUGACCGUUUUAUCACACGCUCACACGAGAAAAGAACAUUUGCUGUGGUAGUAGCAACGAGGAGGUUUCUAUUUUGCUUUUGUCUUCCGCACUUUGCCUUCUUAGUCCAUAGUAAGAGAAAUUUGCCUUGUAAAUACUGUAGAGCGGGGUUUUAGGUUCUAUCGCUCGACAGCUGUUGUUGUUCUCUCCUGUUUGUCAAAGCGGAGAACUCACACGCUUUACUUUUGGAUGUUCUCUGAAUGCAAGUGGUGCGUGUGUGUGUGUGUCACGGGAAAGACAGAUUUCUGCUGUCCUCUGAAGUCUUCUCACCUUUUUCAGUCAAAUUUGAUGUGGUAGUUGUAGAUGAUGAUGUUAGUUUGG